Rana temporaria (common frog) is the source of this 1172-nucleotide messenger RNA. It is a transcript of the gene SLC49A4, whose product is annotated as solute carrier family 49 member 4. Gene Ontology annotation, molecular function: transmembrane transporter activity. Gene Ontology annotation, cellular component: membrane; intracellular membrane-bounded organelle. The record is from RefSeq and is a predicted model, not a curated record. NCBI's taxonomy places the organism in Eukaryota, Metazoa, Chordata, Amphibia, Anura, Ranidae. Gene Ontology annotation, biological process: transmembrane transport.
UGGGCGGGGAAAGGAAGGCGGAUGUUUUGAGCUUGUGACUUCCGGUCGGUGUCCACCGGCAGAUCGGCGGAGAGUUCCGGGAAGAAAAGGUUCCGGGGAGCGGAGGAGGAGAAGAAGAGCCGGGAGAGGGAUGGAGGAGCGGCGGCCUCUCCUGGCCAGGUCACCCCGGGUGUUCGGGCGGCGCUGGUUGGUCCUCAUCCUGUUCUCCUGUCUGGGCUUCCUGCAGGGAUUAGUAUGGAACAGCUGGGGGCCCAUCCAGGCCUCCGCCCGGGCCGUCUUCGGCUUCACCCCCCUGGACAUCGCCCUCCUCGUCCUCUGGGGACCCAUCGGCUUCUUACCCUGCUUCUUCUUCAUGUGGAUGAUGGACAAGAAGGGUCUGCGUGUGACGGUGCUGCUGACCUUGGCUUUCAUGGUGGUCGGAGGCGGUCUGCGCUGUGUCCCCGUGUCCGACAUGUCCCUCCGGAGAAGACUCAUCCACGCAGGUCAGCUUAUGAACGGAUUUGCAGGCCCAACCGCAAUGAACGCAGGUCCUUUCCUUUCCACAACGUGGUUCCCGCCAGACCAGCGAGCCACGGCCACCGCCAUCGCCUCCAUGCUCAACUACCUGGGCGGAGCCUGCGCGUUUCUCAUCGGCCCUCUUGUUGUACCGGCUCCUCCUAACGGGACAUUCAGCGGCCUUUUGUCUACGGAUUAUAUCGCAUCGAUCAAGGACAAGAUAGAUGCUGUGCUGUACGCAGAGUUUGGAAUAAUCGCUCUGGUCUUUGUGGCGGUUGUGGCCUAUUUUCCCUCUCGGCCCCCGGUCCCCCCGAGUAUCGCCGCUGCCAGUCGCAGGCUGAGUUAUAGGAAUAGUAUCUGCAAGCUUCUCGGCAAUGGUCGGUUCCUAAUGAUCGCUCUGGCUUACGCCAUACCUCUGGGGUUCUAUGGCGGCUGGUUCGGGGUUUUGGAUCUGAUUUUAGCACCUAUCCAUGUUAACCAGGUUGAUGCCGGCUGGAUCGGAUUCUGGUCCACUGUGGGGGGAUGCGCAGUCGGAAUCGCUGUGGGCAGGUUUGCAGAUUCCUUCCGGGGGAUUCUGAAGCCCAUCCUGGUCUUGCUCUUCUCAGGGGCCACACUAAUGGCCACGUGGUUCACACUCACCUUCCUCGGGAGUAUCACUCACCUUCCUCUCACUACAG